Messenger RNA from Linderina pennispora, 629 nucleotides. RefSeq lists its product as uncharacterized. Lineage: Eukaryota; Fungi; Kickxellomycota; Kickxellomycetes; Kickxellales; Kickxellaceae. Bases 91 to 540 code for a protein of 149 amino acids. The record is from RefSeq and is a predicted model, not a curated record. Gene Ontology annotation, molecular function: DNA-binding transcription factor activity. Gene Ontology annotation, biological process: regulation of DNA-templated transcription. The transcript is spliced from 2 exons.
UGCCGCUGCCUGCCGCCCAUGGUCUCACUAACCGCGUGCUGAUUUUUCGUCGCGCCUUUUCAGAAAUUGCCCGACGAGAUAAAGUGCCCGAUGAUUGAUGUUGGGACGGUGUGCCGUCCAUUUUAUGCGGCGAUUGUUUCUAAAAACAAGCACACGGGCAUUUUUACUAUAAAUGUAGGCGUAACUCCAGUCGGUUGCUUGCCGCACGCAAUAGUGGUGGAGGGCAUGAAACUACGAAAAAGGGGUAUCAGCAACAAAAACGAUGUGCACAAUUCGGACAGUGACAUGUUGGCUGAUGACAGUGACCACCUGUCCAACGACAGCGGGCACGAUGUAGGCCGGCCUCGGAAUGGCGAUGUGGAUCUCGAGCUGAAGCGGCAGCGGAACCGCGAUGCAGCCGCACGACACCGGCUGCGGCAGCAGCGGAGACUCGACGGGCUGGCAAAGAAAGAGGAGAUCUUGCGGCAGCAAGUGGAAGAGAUCCAGCUGGAAAUCAACACAAUGCGUAGCGGGCGACUGGGGCUACCGGUGCCAUCCUAGGGACCGAUUCACAGACACGGUUCUUCGAGCUGAGCAGCAGUGUCGGCGAGCUGAAGAAGGCACUAACAAAGCAUGCGCAGGACUGCCUG